Coregonus clupeaformis (lake whitefish) is the source of this 2342-nucleotide messenger RNA. RefSeq names its product membrane associated ring-CH-type finger 4 (gene marchf4b). Gene Ontology annotation, biological process: protein ubiquitination. Gene Ontology annotation, molecular function: ubiquitin-protein transferase activity; zinc ion binding. The transcript is spliced from 4 exons. The record is from RefSeq and is a predicted model, not a curated record. NCBI's taxonomy places the organism in Eukaryota, Metazoa, Chordata, Actinopteri, Salmoniformes, Salmonidae. The coding region runs from base 786 to 2030 and encodes 414 amino acids.
GGAAGCUUGGGACAGCAUUCCAACGACAGCUAGGCUACUGGAAGCUUGGGACAGCAUUCCAUCGACAGCCAGGCUACUGGAAGCUUGGGACAGCAUUCCAUCGACAGACAGGCUACUGGAAGCUUGGGACAGCAUUCCAUCGACAGACAGGCUACUGGAAGCUUGGGACAGCAUUCCAUCGACAGACAGGCUACUGGAAGCUUGGGACAGCAUUCCAACGACAGCUAGGCUACUGGAAGCUUGGGACAGCAUUCCAACGACAGCUAGGCUACUGGAAGCUUGGGACAGCAUUCCAACGACAGCUAGGCUACUGGAAGCUUGGAACAGCAUUCCAACGACAGACAGGGUUUUGCUUUGUCUAACUUUGUCUAUGAACAGAAAUUGGAUUAUCCGGACAGAUUUUUGAUACAUUUGUGAUGAAUGGCACAUCAAUGAGACAUUCUCAAUGGUUAUCCACCUGACAUCAACAAUGAACCAAUGGGAUGAUGCCUGUCUCUAGGACCACUCUGGAAGAUACUGUGGGAAUAGACGAAUCUUUGGGGACGAAAUUCUGAAAGCUUGUUUUAACUAUUCGUUGAUGUUAUAGCCGAAACAACCCACAUAUCCAAUGGCUUCAGAUACUUGUUUGCACCAAUGGAAUGUGGUAUUAAUGGGAAAGGUGCCGAGGCAGUUUGGACUUUUGGGGGUAACACUUCCCCCUAAGUAGACAACACGUUUUAUUUGAGGAAUUGUAGAGGAGCUUUUUAGCGUCAGUGUCAUCGCAUGGUGCUGUGAAUUCCUCAGUGAUGCUGCGUGGUCUGGACAUGCUGAAGAACCGCUGUUGCGUCCUAUUCGGUGACCUGAAGGUGCUGUUACUCCGGCCACCAGCUCCGGUAACGAUACCGAUCCCCAUGACCGGACACAUACCGGACAGCCGUGAGACCGGGGUCCCUUCAGACGUCAGUAUACCGGACAACGACACGUUAAGGGCUCAUCAGGGGCCGGGGGACAAAUGGACUGCCCCGGCACCGGGGGGCGCCAGCGGGCUGGAGAGAGACAGACCAGGCUGGGUGGAUGCCACAGCGGCAGAGCCGUCGGGGAUAUUACACUGCAGCAGCUCCUCUAAGGACAGGCUGGAACAGAGGUUCUCCUUGUGCAGUUAUGGUGACAGCGGCGGAAUCCGGUCACCUGUCUGCAGGAUCUGCUUCCAGGGACCUGAAACGGGGGAGCUCCUGAGCCCGUGUCGCUGCAGUGGGUCGGUCCGCUGUACCCACCAGCCCUGCCUCAUCAAGUGGAUCAGUGAGAGAGGAUCCUGGGCCUGUGAGCUCUGCUAUUACAAGUACCAGGUCAUCACCAUCAGCACCAAUAACCCACUACAGUGGCAGUCCAUCUCCCUGACGGGGAUAGAGAAGGUUCAGAUAGCUGCAGCGGUUCUGGGUUCUAUGUUCCUGGUGGCCAGUCUGUCCUGGCUGGUCUGGUCCUCCUUCAGCCCCUCGGCACGCUGGCAGAGACAUGACCUGCUCUUCCAGAUCUGCUACGGCAUGUAUGGAUUCAUGGACAUCGUCUGCUUCGCUCUAAUCAUCCAUGAAGGACCUUCAGUGUUCCGUAUCUUUAACCGGUGGCAGGCUGUCAACCAGCAGUGGAAGGUUCUCAACUACGACAAGACCACUGACAGGGAGGACCUGAAGAGAGCAGCCACAGUGCGGACCCUCUCUCAGCCUCGGUCUGGCCAGAGGAACCAGCCUGGGACAGAAUCUCAGCCUCGGUCUGGCCAGAGGAACCAGCCUGGGAGGGAACUGGGACGGUCCUCUUCCACCUCCCCUCUGGCUGCCGCCACCACAGCACCGGACCUAUAUACAGCAUCACCAGCCCCAGGGAUAGGGCUGGUUCCACACGGUUCCACUGAGCAGGCCAGUGAGACAGCUGGACCAGACCAACACUGCGCUGCCUACAAUAUCCUCCAGCUCCUCAGCCACCUGAGGCAGCCAGAGGCCCACGGCCACCCCAGCCACAGCACCCGGGAGCUGGUCAUGAGAGUCACUACAGUCUGAGGCUCCGACUGAGGCCUUGUCAGGGAGAGACUUGACAUUGACAUGGAAGGCCUUGGUCUAAAAGGACCAACAAUGCUCUUGUUUGUUUCAAAUGCACCUUUGAUGACCUUAAAGACAGUUUGAAAUGUACUGGGGGUAGGGGCUGGUCCAACUCAAGGUGUCAUAAAAAUGCCCCCCUCUCUCCAACAUAUUUUUUUCUUCUCAUGACCCCCCCUGCGGGAACGUCUGUGGGAGGUGGGGGGUCUCUGUCUGUAAUAAAGCCCUUUUGUGGGGAAAAACUCAUUCUGAUUGGCUGGGCGUGGCUCCCAAGUG